Messenger RNA from Protopolystoma xenopodis, 369 nucleotides. Lineage: Eukaryota; Metazoa; Platyhelminthes; Monogenea; Polystomatidea; Polystomatidae. The record is from the annotation of a GenBank genome assembly.
GCUUGGCUUGGCCUUGCCCGGUCCGGUCCGGUCCGGUAUUGUCCGACCCAAAAUCCAAACCUUGUGGGGCUAGAUCAUGCUUUAUGUGCACUUGAGCGCAAACGCGAAGGCCAGCUUCUCAGUCUGCUUGGACGAAUAGGCAUCGCAGAGGGUGAGACGAAGACGGGAAGAGGGCGCAACGAAGCCAGUCUGACCGAGAGGCGUCUGGCGUACGCGAAUUGGUCAUGUGAGCGAGGCGGAUGUGUGAAUCACCCUCAUCGCUGCUGGGUGGAUGGUACAAAUUGCCUUAGACUCAUCUCGAUCGUUGUCGCCAGCCUCAAUAUGGCCUCAAAAAGGCGUACUGACAUUGACAAGCCUCAUCUCGCUUAG